GUCCCGGCCCCGAGCCUAACUAGCCCUAAGACGGCAUUGCAAUGACGGAGCGGAACAGUGUUAUGUCGGAGCUGAAAAAAUAAUAGCCAUCCAGCCCAACUAGUACUACUGCGCCUGCCACUCUUGCUGUGGAUCACGUUGUCGUCGAACUCGAAGCUGCCGGACAAACAAAUCGCGUUUAGACUGUUACAAAAUUAAUGCCGACAAGCGCAACUACUGAACUAGUCCAAUAUUUUAGCAAUCAUCCCAUGCCACAGCUACAGACCCGUUUGGCGGUGUCUCUGCUGGAAGUACUGUUUCGAUUUCGUUGAUCUUGCAAGCGAACACUCGCACUCGUAGAUCUACACCGUUGUACUUCGUAUCACUGUCAGUGAUUCAGUCCUCCCUGCACCAUGUCUGCCAAGACGAUGGCCACGUCUGGCCAGUGGACCAUUCCGUCGGACGUUGGCCAGAGGCUGCAGCGUGGCGGUAUAGAGGAGCCACGAGCCAUGCCUCGUGUCAAGCCAGAAGCGCAGAGCUACGCCAAAGCGAGCGUGGAUGGCUCGAUCGCGCUCGUCUUUCAGCAGUUUCCGCAAGCACCCAAGCGGCCUCUUUCGGAGCGGCGUGGAGAACCGAAGGAUUUUGAGCGUAUCAACGCCGAGAAGCUGAAGAAACUCCAGCGGGAGAAGAAGCAAGAAGGAACAGGUCGGAGGACUGCGCCUCUGAAAGCUGUUCAUCCAGCCCCGGAUGUGCUAGAUGGUGAACCUGCCCCACGUGCUCAAGUCCGUCACAGGACGGAUGGUGAGCGUCGGUCACGUACACACGCAGGGAGGCAUGAAGAACGGCCACACUCAUGCGCUACCUGUGGCCAGGCAGUGCCACGUGAAUACCGUCGACCACCCACAGCAGUUCCGCAGUUGGAAAUCGCUGGUAGCGAUGAUCGUGGACGGCAUCAUGUAGCCAGACGCGAGGCCAGUAUUCCUAAGGACGGCCGCAGUAGGCCUGCAGCAGCCAGAGUCAGGUCCUCUUCGGUGGAGCGCAGACCAGCCACUAGCAUCGAUGGGGGUGGAGGUCGGGGUGGGGCCGCUGCUGCACGGGGAGAUGGCAGGCAGCCACGACCGGCGACGGCUGGCGAUGCCAAAUGGCGUCAGGGGUCGUCGGAGAGCUACAAGGAACCGCAAGCUCCGAGACGAAGGCCAAGCACGGGUGGCCGAAGGUCGAGCAGUCGCGAUUUCGUCGCGGAGAACGUCCAGCGGAUGGCCGAUCAACCUCGCAUGCAACGAUCCGGCUCAGUGGGACAAUUGAACGUGACCGGAACAAGCAAGAAGCCGACAGAAACCUUCCAUAGAAAAGGAGAGGUCCCUGAUUAUCUCCGUCGUCAGCAGAAGAAGUGGCAACGAGAAGAACAGGAGAGGAUCGCACGGCGGCCUGACCCAAACUGUCCACAAGGCCAUGUUGUCAUGCCGGAGAAGGAACGCCAAGAGACCUUGCUCAAGCUCGAGAACAGUCAUGACAAGCUCUCUUUGGAGCUCCAGGCCAUGCCGGUUAGAAACGACACGCUGCGCAUCAAGAACCGCAAGACGGAGCUCGAGCGGUCACUGGAGGAGCUCGAGCAGGCGCUCCGCAUAUUCUCUCGGCCAAAGGUCUAUGUCAGAAAGGACACGACAUCAUGAUUAGCCUGAUCCAAUGGCAUCAUGAUUAUCCUGAUUCAAUGACAUCGUUAUUAGCCUGAUCCAAUGAUGAUAUCGUGAUUUGCCUGAUGCAAUGACGACAUCGUGAUUUGCCUGAUGCAAUGACGACAUCGUGAUUUGCCUGAUGCAAUGACGACAUCAUGAUUAGCCUGAUCCAAUGGUCAAAUGGAGUACAUUUAUCUAGAUAUCAUACCCAAUCUAAGUUGCUACAACUAUAUCUCAAGUAUUAGCUUGUGGACACAGACAUAGUCAUCAACUGGCAUAGCAGGAGACCAUCUGGUAGAUCAGAAUCGUAGAAUUUGAGCACAUUAUCAUCAGUCGUUAACUGUUCGUUAACUGUUCCCUUUGAAGUUCUAAAUUCAAAGUCUGAUGGUCUUGAUUUGAGGUCUAACUUUUGCCUAUGGACUACGUAUGUGUAUGUGUAUUGCCCAUGUGUUGUUGCUGGCUUCUUGACUAACACGGACGCUCAGCGGUGCUCUUUACCAUUAUUGUAGUGCUAUUGUAGUGCUAUUGUACCAAUCACGUUUAACGUACACAGUCGCUGUGCUAGUUGUUUGUCUUGGCACUGGUGCUAUUCAGCAUGAGAGAGAGAGGUUGGCGUUUAUUUUAUUAUCACUGUGUUUGUCCUCGGUGGUGAUUCCCAAUCACCGAAACUAUGGAAGAGGAUCUGACAUGACAACUUAUAGACGAAUUUCACAGAAUUCA
Messenger RNA from Sycon ciliatum, 2375 nucleotides. RefSeq names its product enkurin domain-containing protein 1-like. Gene Ontology annotation, cellular component: cytoplasmic microtubule. NCBI's taxonomy places the organism in Eukaryota, Metazoa, Porifera, Calcarea, Leucosolenida, Sycettidae. The coding region runs from base 393 to 1652 and encodes 419 amino acids. The record is from RefSeq and is a predicted model, not a curated record. The transcript is spliced from 7 exons.